AUGCCGGGAGCCUGGCCGAGGAGAAGGGCCUGCGCUGUCAGAACCCCGACUGCAUGGACAAGGGGCGGGCGGCCAAGGUAUGCCACCACGCCGACUGCCAGCAGCUGCACCGCCGGGGACCCCUCAACCUCUGCCAAGCCUGUGACAGCAAGUUCCACAGCGCCAUGCAUUAUGACGGGCACGUCCGCUUCGACCUGCCCCCGCAAGGCUCUGUCCUGGCCCGGAACGUGUCCACGCGGUCAUGCCCCCCACGCACCAGCCCUGCAGUGGACCUGGAGGAGGAGGAGGAAAGCUCAGUGGACGGCAAAGGGUAGGUGAGGGGAAGGUGGGCGAGAAGACACUGCGGGGAAAAAGGGGGGCACAAGAAGCUGAGACCCAUGUCCUCUCAGGGACCCCAAGCAAAGGAGUGCUUCACCCUGAAAUUUACCCUGAAUGUGGACAUCGAGACGGAGAUUGUGCCCGGCCACACAGCUCCCGUCUGGGGCAGGGAGGUGCUGCUGCCCAUAUUUGAAAGGAAGGGCAUCGCACUGGGCAAAGUGGACAUCUACCUGGACCAGUCCAACACCCCCCUGUCCCUCACCUUCGAGGCCUACAGGUUCGGGGGACACUAUCUGCGGGUCAAAGCCAAGCCGGGGGACGAGGGGAAGGUGGAGCAGGGAGUGAAGGACUCCAAGUCCCUGAGUCUGCCCAUCCUGCGGCCAGCCGGAGCCGGGCCCCCGGGCCUGGAGCGCGCGGACCCCCAGAGCCGCCGGGAGAGCCUGGACAUCCUGGCCCCUGGCCGCCGCCGCAAGAACAUGUCAGAGUUCCUGGGAGAGGCGAGCAUCCCUGGGCAGGAGCCCCCCGCGCCCUCCAGCUGCUCGCUGCCCAGCGGCAGCAGCGGCGGCGGCAAUGACAGCUGGAAGAACCGCGCCGCCAGUCGCUUCAGCGGCUUCUUCAGCUCGGGCCCCAGUGCCAGCGUCUUCGGCCGGGAAGUGGACAAGAUGGAGCAGCUGGAGGGCAAGCUGCACGCCUACGGCCUCUUUGGGCUGCCCCGGCUGCCCCGGAGGCUUCGCUUCGACCAUGACUCGUGGGAGGAGGAGGGGGACGAGGAAGAGGAUGAGGACGAUGCCUGCCUGUGGCUGGAGGACAGCUGGCGGGACCUCAUUGAUGGGCAUGAGAAGCUGACCCGGAGGCAGUGCCACCAGCAGGAGGCGGUGUGGGAGCUCCUGCACACGGAGGCCUCCUACAUUAAGAAACUGCGGGUGAUCACGAACGUGAGUGGGGCCCAGAGCCACCCCAUCUGCUCCCUUUGGGUGCCCCUCUCCCCCAGAAGAGUUAGGGCAGUGGGAAAGGACAGCAAGAUGGAUGUGUACUGCUUCCUCUUCACGGACCUGCUCUUGGUGACCAAGGCAGUGAAGAAGGCUGAGAGGACCAAGGUCAUCAGGCCACCACUGCUGGUGGACAAGAUCGUGUGCCGGGAGCUGCGGGACCCUGGCUCCUUCCUCCUCAUCUACCUGAACGAGUUCCACAGCGCCGUGGGGGCCUACACGUUCCAGGCCAGCGGGCAGGCUCUGUGCCGGGGCUGGGUGGACUCCAUUUACAAUGCCCAGAACCAGUUGCAGCAGCUGCGUGCGCAGGAGCACGGGGGCAGCCAGCAGCACCUGCAGAGCCUGGAGGAGGAGGAGGAUGAGCAGGAGGACGAGGAGGAAGACGAGGAGGAUGAGGAGGGUGGGGAGAGUAGCACUUCCGCCGCCAGCUCCCCCACCAUCCUGCGCAAAAGCAGCAACAGCCUGGACUCCCAGCACUGGUACGCUUGCCAGGACCCCCAGCAGAAGGAGGCCCCCAAGGUGCCACUGACCACGGACAGCAGACAGCAGGCCUCCGUGGGGGUGCGGCCCCCGCUCCAGCUGCUGCCUGUGUGCGCACAAGCCGAGUGCCGGGCGGGACCCCUGCCGCCGCUGGGCCGUUUGCACUUGGCAGGACUGGAUGGAGAUGAGGAGGGUUCGGCAGAGGCCCAGGCUCAGGAUGGCCCCCACAGUCCCCACCGUCACUAA
Molecule: messenger RNA, 2033 nt
Organism: Myotis lucifugus (little brown bat)
Lineage: Eukaryota; Metazoa; Chordata; Mammalia; Chiroptera; Vespertilionidae
Gene: PLEKHG5
Product: pleckstrin homology and RhoGEF domain containing G5
Biological process (GO): endothelial cell migration; Rho protein signal transduction
Cellular component (GO): endocytic vesicle; plasma membrane; axon
Source: RefSeq, a predicted model, not a curated record